GCACUCGCGAGGUCCUCGCGAGCUCGCGCCAGCGGCGUCCACGCGCAUUCUCAGUGCGAUGGGAGUCCUGUGAGGAUGGACACACGGCAAAUCCUGCGACUCUUGAUCGUUUUAUCGGGAUUGAACGGGGCGUGCGAAGCUCUGUUCUGUAACUGCACCACGCCGCAGUGUGAGAAGGAUGGGUAUAAGUGCGAGACCAACGGGGCGUGCGUGGCCUCCACCUUAGUCUUUGAAGGACAGGAGCAGCAUGUGCGGUUCUGCAUCCAGAAGGAGAAGCUGAUGCCCCCGGGCCGGCCGCUCUACUGCCUCAGCGCCGAGGGGCUGAUGAACACACACUGUUGUUACUCUGACUACUGCAACAGCAUCGACCUCAGACUAACGACCGUGACACACGGGCCGGGUUCAGGGCAGGACUGGGGGCCGAUGGAGCUCACUGCGGUGGUGGCUGGGCCGGUCUUUGUGCUGUGUGUGCUGGCUCUGCUCGGCCUCUUUCUGUUCCAGCACCACCAGCGGGCUUACGGUCACCGGCAGAGGCUGGAGGUGGAGGAUCCCAGCACCGAACACAUGUUCCUGGCCAAGGACAAGACCUUACAGGACCUCAUCUACGACCUGUCCACCUCAGGGUCUGGGUCUGGUCUGCCGCUGUUUGUCCAGAGGACAGUGGCUCGUACCAUAGUGCUGCAGGAGAUCAUCGGUAAAGGCCGCUUCGGGGAGGUGUGGAGAGGGAAGUGGAGAGGAGGAGACGUUGCUGUGAAGAUCUUCUCCUUCCGCGAGGAGCGCUCCUGGUUUCGUGAAGCUGAAAUCUACCAGACCAUCAUGCUCCGCCACGAGAACAUCCUGGGCUUCAUUGCUGCCGAUAACAAAGAUAAUGGCACAUGGACUCAGUUGUGGUUGGUGUCAGACUAUCAUGAGAAUGGAUCCCUGUUUGACUACCUGAACCGAUAUUCAGUCACCAUCGAGGGCAUGAUUAAACUAGCUCUGUCGGAGGCCAGCGGCCUGGCGCAUCUUCACAUGGAGAUACUGGGCACUCAGGGUAAGCCUGGCAUCGCUCACCGUGACCUGAAGUCCAAGAACAUCCUGGUGAAGAAAAACUGCACGUGUGCAAUCGCUGACCUCGGCCUGGCGGUCCGUCACGAGUCCGUCACCGACACCAUCGAUAUCGCCCCCAACCAGCGCGUCGGCACUAAGAGGUACAUGGCGCCUGAGGUUCUGGAAGAGACUAUUAACAUGCGCCACUUCGACUCGUUUAAAUGCGCGGACAUCUACGCUCUGGGACUGGUGUACUGGGAGAUCGCUCGCCGCUGCAAUGCUGGAGGUAUUCACGAAGAGUACCAGCUGCCCUACUACGACCUGGUGCCCUCUGACCCAUCCAUAGAGGAAAUGAGGAAAGUGGUGUGUGAUCAGAGGUUACGACCCAACAUCCCCAACUGGUGGCAGAGCUACGAGGCGCUGCGUGUGAUGGGGAAGAUCAUGCGGGAGUGCUGGUACGCUAACGGCGCCGCGCGACUGACCGCUCUCCGCAUCAAAAAAACCCUGUCUCAACUCAGCGUGGACGAAGACAUGAAGAUCUGAGCGAAAACACUCCUAGCAAAGAGAACGUGUACAGACAUGCGACCACUCUAAACUAUCCUGCCAGUUUAAAAGUAUUUCCGUCCGCCGAGUCGAGACGGGGCCUACCUCACCCCACCGCCAAAACUACUGAACCCACGGUACCCAUCAGCCCUCUGUGCUCUCCUCUACCGCCAAGCAAAACGGACAUGUGACUCGAUUGAUCAGUUUCGCCCCAAAGAUCGUUUUCCCAACCGCGUUUAAGCAGUUUCGACCGGCUUGUUGCAUUCGUUUAAAUCAGUCUAGCAGACUACCUCGGGUUAACUAACUAGGGGGAACGCGUAAACCCGUGAAGUUCAGAGGUUGUAAUAAGACACGAUCAGCUGAUUCCUUUCGUUCGCCGGUGUUUCAUAACCACGUCAAAGCUGUUAGCGAAGCAACCUUAUUUGCACUUUAUCCCGGAGGUUUUGUGAGCGUGAAGUGGAUUAUAGCCAUCACACACUGUCACUCGCGUCUAUUCUUACUACUGAACGGUACGGAGAAAUCUAUUUAUUUUAGCUCGUAGAUCCUUCAUAUGUCCUUAUUUUUUUAUCGCCGUUAGAUCUCCUCCUCUCCUCCACGGGCAAGCAAAGCUACUGUACAUAGUAUAUUUUUUAAAAGUAUGGAAAUAGCUUACCUUUUUUUUUUUUUCUCUCGAGUCCUUCGAUUAAGCUAAAGAUUUGAUCGUCCAGGAACAUCAGAGAUGUGAAGCUAAAAGUGUAGGCUUUAGUUAAAUGCUGUUUUUCAUAGCUAAACCUGUCACUGUAGCAUUAAAUGACACUAUAAUGACGUUUUAUGAGCUGAGGAGCUUCGGGACGGUUUUGUAUGGACUUGAAGCUCGUUUUUAAGGAAUAAUUCAUGCGUACAUAAGAAUGUUCGUCGUUUGUCGUCCUCGUGUCGCUCCAAACUUGUGUGACGUAGUUUUUUUUACUAUAAAACACAAAAAGAGAUAUUCAGCAGAAUGUUCAAGCUGCACUCAAAAAAAUGAUGGAAAAUCGUAAUUAUCGAUACGACUUGACUCUGUAUUCUGAGUCCUCUGAAUUCAUGUGACCUGCAUCUGUGAUCAUUUUUUGGCGCUCGACGCGCUCAGAAUUCGUGCCGUUUAAUUGCAAUCGCAUGAACGCGAGACAAAGUCACGCAGGUUUGGAGCGUCAUAAAGGCGAGUAAUGAUAGGAUUCGAAUUUUUUGCAUUAACUCCAGCGGCUCUUGCCGCAAGUGACAUUACGACCUGACCCUAGGAAAUGGAUCUCAUUCUUCUUCAUGCACUGGGUCUGUAAUGAGAAGAACGACUUGAAUAUGUGACUUGAAAAGUUUGGCGUGGAAGCGCACUGCUUUACUCCUACUACACUGUAUUUAUGACUCCUGACAGACGUUACGUCUCUCGUACUCCAUGGAAAAAUACUACUGCCCUUCUGUCCCUCUCCGCUUAAUAUGCAAGAUGUAAAUAUAGUUUCUAUAAUGUAUGACCUUUUUUAUUAAUCCGAUUUGAUCCAAUAGACAAUUGUGUGGUUCCGUUUUGUUUUUUUUAUGUGACUCUGUUUUAAUUCAGGUUUUAUUCGUAUAGCGCUUUUAACAGUAGGUUUUGAAGCCGCUGUACAGGGUUUUUGUUCUGUGGUCUUUCAUUUGAUUUGUUUCACUGGACUGACGUCUAGAGUUUGUGUUUUGACAAUCUGAAUAAGUACUGUUAUUCUCCUUCGUCCUUUCGCAACAAUUCAGUCACCUUACUCUAUUGAAACGUGGCCGGAAAAAGCCAAAAACGAUUGCGUGUAGUCGGAAGAACAUGUCAAUGCUUUCUUUAGAUUCUGUUUUCACGUUACGUAGAUCCAAGGUGACAAGCUACCGUGUGAAAUGUAUCGGUAACACUGGAUUGAGUCACAACACUACUGAGAAAUACAAGACCACACUGGCACGUCGGCUGCUGAUUGAGAAAAUCCUCUCGUGUUCAGGGUUUGGUCUGUAUUCGUUUCUACUGUCGACUUCAGUUUGUACAUAUAUUUAUAGUUUCCAGAAAGCGUGUCGCUGCUGGCAGGAUUUGGGCUUCAUAAGGUCCGCUCCCUUUCAUCCACUGGCUGUAGACGUCUGUCGCCCCGGCUAAUUAUAACGGCUAAACGACGGCGGCUGCGCGCACAGUCUUUAGCGUUAGGAAGUUUCCUCAGUCCUCUGACCUCACAGCUGACCUCUACAAUCCCGGCGUGUUUCCCAAAUCUACACGGAGAGACUUUUCAGGAAUUUCAGUUUCCAAUCAUGUACAUGGGUAAUUAUUAAAUGGUAAUAAAUACGGAUUUUGCCUACA
Molecule: messenger RNA, 3880 nt
Organism: Puntigrus tetrazona (Sumatra barb)
Lineage: Eukaryota; Metazoa; Chordata; Actinopteri; Cypriniformes; Cyprinidae
Gene: acvr1bb
Product: activin A receptor type 1Bb
Exons: 9
Coding region: 76-1572 (498 amino acids)
Biological process (GO): protein phosphorylation; nervous system development; cellular response to growth factor stimulus
Cellular component (GO): plasma membrane; activin receptor complex
Molecular function (GO): ATP binding; activin receptor activity, type I; activin binding
Source: RefSeq, a predicted model, not a curated record